Ixodes scapularis (black-legged tick) is the source of this 1413-nucleotide messenger RNA. Its product is annotated as glucose-induced degradation protein 4 homolog. The transcript has 5 exons. Gene Ontology annotation, biological process: proteasome-mediated ubiquitin-dependent protein catabolic process; negative regulation of gluconeogenesis; protein catabolic process in the vacuole. Gene Ontology annotation, cellular component: GID complex; extrinsic component of membrane. The record is from RefSeq and is a predicted model, not a curated record. The coding region runs from base 1 to 885 and encodes 294 amino acids. Lineage: Eukaryota; Metazoa; Arthropoda; Arachnida; Ixodida; Ixodidae.
AUGACGUCACCAGUCAAAACUCGGGGAGACCAAAAUAGACGCCGAACGCACACCAGUCGUAGACGCCUUUGUUCACCCCGAGUGCUUCAGCACUGCAGCCACUGCAGCCUCCUCAACCUCAGCGUCUCAGCAACGUCAGGAGGCGAGCGCGGCAGGCGGCGUUCGCUUCCGGCGCAACAUGGCGGAUUGCUAACGCGCGAUCGCACGUCGGUGCGGCAUCCUACCCUUUUUUUUUUUCUCGAAGUUUUCAAGCUGAACGCCAGAGCCAUGCCCGUGAGGACGUCGACGGACCUGGUGCCACCGCCGCCGGCGAAUGCCCAGCAGCCCGGAGUCACGCGAUCGCUGUUGUACAACGGGUCCCGCUUCCACGGCCACCAGAAGAGCAAGGGCAACUGCUACGACGUCGAGGUGGUGCUUCAGCACGUGGAUGAGGCCAACUCGUACCUGUGCGGCUACCUGAAGAUCAAGGGGCUGACGGAGGAGUACCCCACCCUGACCACCUUCUUUGACGGGGAGAUCAUCAGUGGCAAGUACCCGUUCCUCACGCGCAAGUGGGACGCCGACGAAGAGGUGGACAAGAAGCACUGGAGCAAGUUCCUGUCCUUCUACCAGUACGCCAAGACGUUCAAUGCAGACACCUUCAACUACAUGGAGCUGCGGACGACGGACUACGUCUUCAUGCGUUGGAAGGAGCACUUCCUGGUGCCGGACCACACGAUCAAGGACAUCAAUGGGGCGUCCUUUGCGGGCUUCUACUACAUCUGCUUCCAGAAGUCGACGGCCACCAUCGAGGGAUACUACUACCACCGCAGCUCGGAAUGGUACCAGUCUCUGACGCUGACGCACGUGCCCGAGCACAGCAUCCAGAUCUACGAGUUCCGGUGAAAGGGAGCCCAAGCAGACGCAACGUCGCAGACGACGGGCCCCGCGCCCGAGGUUGCCCGACGACGCAGAGCGAGUCCUGCCAAAGAAACGCAAGCGCCCCCGAACCCUCGCCCGCGGACACCGGCCCAGCCUCCGAGGAGUGCGUGCCAUUCGCUGCCGGAGAAAAAAAAGAAAAGGACGGUGCGCGAACACUGUGCGUCAAGACGCACCGCAGCCGGCCAUAUUCUAGUCUUAAUCGCCGUUGCCCGCGGCCCCGGACGGAGUCGGGGCGUUCCUCGUGUGGCGACGGUUGUCGGAAAAGAGGCCCCAUGGCAAACGCCCGGCAGGGGACUACGCUCCGGGAUUGUGUGGGCGGGUUCCGUACGUCAGCUGCGACGCAGGGACGGAGCGGGGCUUUCUUGUACAGUAAUUUAUAUGCGCAAGACUGGGUCGCGUCGACCGGCACGCGGACGGACGCCGGCCAAGGACUGCCCGUCCAAGAAACGGCGAGGAUUGGCUUUCGUGCCCCAAUAAACUAGAUUUGGGAAA